GCCUGGCAGAUGUCGGUUGGAAACUCCUGGAAUUCAAAGCCCGAUCAAAACGAUCAGAUUUGUGAUUUAGCUGAGAGAGAGGGACGAUUGGCCUUAAUUUCGCCUUUUGAGAAUGGCUGAUUCAGGGGCCGCGCCCCCCCGGCCUCAUCUGGAAGUUCUCCGACUCGGUUCCAUCUAUGAACCUCUUAAGCUGUCCAGUCUCCAUCGUGAGGAUGAGCCCCUAUGGGAGAAGCUGGACCGCUACUACAAUGCUGUCAAGACAACCAUUCUGAACUACCAGAGUCCCACCACAGGCCUUUUCCCUGUCAAAACAUGCUCCGAGUGCAAAGAGGCCAAGGUCCGGGACUCCCUGUAUUGUGCUGCUGGUGCCUGGGCCCUGGCCCUGGCCUACAGACGCAUCGAUGACAACAUGGGGCGAACCCAUGAGUUGGAGCAUUCUGCCAUCAAGUGUAUGAGAGGGAUCCUCUACUGUUACAUGAGACAGGCUGAUAAGGUGGAGCAGUUUAAACAGGAUCCCAGCCCCUCUAAGUGUCUGCACUCAGUGUUCGACGUAGACACCGGUAACGAGGUUCACUCCUACAGCGACUACCACCACCUGCAGAUCGAUGCUGUUUCUCUGUUUCUGCUGUACCUGGUGGAGAUGAUCUGCUCUGGUCUUCAGAUCAUUUACAACACUGAUGAGGUUUCCUUCAUCCAGAACCUGGUGUUCUGUGUGGAGAGGGCCUACAGGGUUCCUGACUACGGCAUGUGGGAACGAGGCAGCAAAUACAACAAUGGCAGCACUGAGCUGCAUUCCAGCUCUGUGGGUCUGGCAAAAGCUGCUCUGGAGGCCAUCAAUGGAUUCAACCUGUUUGGAAACCAGGGCUGUUCGUGGUCAGUGAUAUUUGUGGACCUGGACGCCCACAACAGGAACAGGCAAACCCUCUGCUCCCUGCUGCCCAGAGAGUCUCGCUCCCAUAACACCGAUGCAGCCUUGCUCCCAACCAUCAGCUAUCCUGCCUUUGCGGUGGAUGAUGAUGCUCUGUACAGUCAAACACUGGACAAGAUAGUUCGCAAGCUGCGUGGAAAAUAUGGCUUCAAACGUUUCCUCCGCGAUGGCUACCGCACGGCCAACGAAGACAAGGAUCGUCGCUACUACAAACCUGCUGAAAUGAAGCUUUUUGAUGGAAUCGAGUGCGAGUUUCCCAUAUUUUUUAUCUACAUGAUGAUUGACGGGGUGUUCAGAGGAAAUAAAGCUCAAGUCAAAGAAUACCAGGAACUCCUGGAUCCCAUCAUCUUCCAGUCAUAUGAGGGCCAUGCUGUGGUCCCCAAAUACUACUACGUCCCGGCUGAUUUUGUGGAGGCGGAGCAGAACAAGCACGGGAGCCAGAAGCGUUUCCCUAGCAACUCUGGACGUGAUGGGAAGGUCUUCCUGUGGGGCCAGGCCUUGUACAACAUCGCCAAACUGCUGGUGGAUGAAUUGAUCAGCCCUAAAGAUAUUGAUCCCAUCCACCGCUACGUGCCCCGCCAGGACCAGCGAAACGUCAGCAUGCGAUACUCCAAUCAGGGCCCCAUAGUGAAUGAUGUUGUGAUUCACGUGGCGCUUAUUGCUGAGAGCCAGAGAUUGCAGGUGUUUCUGAACACCUAUGGCAUUCAGACUCAGACGCCCCAGCAGGUGGAGCCGAUCCAGAUCUGGCCUCAGAAAGAACUGGUCAAGGCAUACCGUUUCCUGGCCAUUAACAAGAAGCUGGGGUUGAGUGGGCGUCCAGAGAGGCCAGUGGGCUGCAUCGGGACCUGCAAGAUUUAUCGUAUCCUUGGCAAGACGGUGGUGUGCUACCCAAUAGUGUUUGAUCUAAGUGACUUCUACUUGUCCCAGGAUGUAAUGCUGCUGAUUGAUGACAUCACAAACGCCCUGCAGUUCAUCAAACAGUGCUGGAAGAUGCAGGGACGUCCUCUCUUCCUGGUUCUCAUCCGUGAGGAUAACAUCAAGGGGAGCCGCUUCAACCCAGUCUUAGACAUGCUGGCCUCUUUCAAGAAAGGCAACAUCGGUGGGGUCAAGGUUCACGUCGACAGACUUCAGACCCUGAUAUCUGGAGCAGUGGUGGAGCAGCUGGACUUCCUUCGUGUUAAUGAGGCAGAGAUCUCUGCGUUUAAGAGCUUUGAGGAGCUGGAGCUGCCUAAACACUCCAAGGUGAAGCGUCAGAUGAGUACGCCCAACGCCUCAGACCUGGAGCAGCAGCCAGAGAUCAGUGUGGAGGAGUGGCUGAACAAGCCCACCGAUGAGAUCAUCCAGAAGUUCCAUGACUCCAACUGCUUGGCCAGCCAGGCUCAGCUCGCAGGGAUCCUUCUGAGGAGGGAAGGACCAGACUUUCUUGCUAAAGAUGAGAACCUGUCGGCUGAACUGGAGAGAAUCUACAGAAGAGCUGGCAGCAGAAAGCUUUGGCUGGUAGUGCGCCACGCUGCUGCCAUUAUGAAGAAGUUUGCCAGCUCUAUAGCUCCUCACAUCACCACUAUUCUGGUGAAUGGGAAACAGGUGACUCUCGGGCUAUUCGGCCAUGAGGAAGAGGUGAUCUCCAACCCGCUGUCGCCAGGGGUGAUCCAGGGCAUCAUCUACAGCAGGUGCUCUCCUCACGGUGGCGAGCGGGAGGCUGUUCUUCAGCAGGAGCUGGUCAUCCAUAUCGGAUGGAUUAUCUCCAACAACUCAGAGCUGUUCAGCGGCAUGCUCAAGAUCAGGAUCGGCUGGAUCGUCCAGGCCAUGAAACAUGAGCUGAAGAUCCGGGCAGGAGACAUGCCCCCCCAGGACAUCUACCAACUCUCCCCCAGCGACAUCAAGCAGCUCCUGCUGGACGUCCUGCAGCCGCAGAACACCGGCAGGUCAUGGCUGAACAGGCGUCAGAUCGAUGGCUCUCUGAACAGGACCCCUUUGGGCUUUUAUGACCGUGUGUGGCAGAUCCUGGAGAGGACCCCCAACGGUAUUCGUGUGGCUGGGACUCACCUCCCGCAGCAGCCCACACUGUCUGACAUGACCAUGUACGAGAUGAACUUCUCCCUGCUGGUGGAGGACACGCUGAAGAAGAUUGUCCUGCCUGAGUACAGACAAAUCAUAGUGGAGUUGCUGAUGGUGGUGUCCAUCUUGCUGGAAAGAAACCCGGAGCUGGAGUUUAGCGACCAGGUGGAUCUGGACAUUUUGGUGAAGGAAGCCUUCAGUGAUUUCAAGAGGGAUCACAGCAGCUUAGAGGGCAAAGAGAAACAGGAUGGUAUGGAGGCCUUCUACAACACAGCUCCUGUGGGAAAGAGAAGCACCUCCAGCUAUCUGACCAAGGCAGUUAUGAUCCAGUUACUGCAGGGGGAUGUCAAGCCCUGCAAGGAUGACCCCUGCUCUGUUAGUUAGAUUAACAACGUUAGAGCCGCUUGUCCCGCCCCUAUUCAGUGUAGUCAUCAAAUGGUCCAGUAAGGACAACUGAGGAUCCAUCCCACAUAUUCACAAGAGAACCCCUCUCCUACCCACUCCUCCUAAGCUUCACAUGUUCUGCUUCAAAAGCAACUGAAGCGCUAAGCAGAGGUUUCAACUGUGGUAGAUGAGCGUGUCCGUAGAUUGUGGCAGGUAUUAUUAUAUAUUACAUCUAGAGGUUAUGCUUAAACAUUUUUUUUGUCAGUUAUAGUGUCAACAGAGUCUUAUUUCUUUUAUUUCUAUACAUAUUUGUUCUGUCAGAGUUUCGCAUUUUGACCGCAUUGCAUAUCAAAUUAAGAUUUAUACUGAUUAAAUGCCACCUCUUACCCUAGGUCACAGAUUGGCAACUUUUGCGCUAAUGAUUUCAGCACUUUGCCCCAUUGGCUAAUAUACUGUACAUCCACUAGUUAUGUAUGAACUUUACUGAAGCUGCUUUCAGACACUGAACUCCUGCUCUGUACGUUUUCCUGAGAUUUACCUGCCAAUCCUGUUUGGUAAAUGUCAGAGUGAGUCCAUGUCAGAAUACAACAGGAAAUUCACAAGCAAGGGAAACUUUCCCUUUUUCAGUUUCAAGUUUAUAUAACAGAAUGCAAAUAUUACAUGAUUCAAAAAAUAAUCCAUACAUGUAGAAGAGGCAGAGAAGAUGGUAAUUUGGAAAGACAACGAUAUUGAAGGGCCUUUGAGCCAAUGUGCUGUUGAAAAAUACGAAUUUCCGCAGCAGAAUUUAUACAUAAUAUCCUGCCUCCAUCAAGCUCUAUACAGACAAAUGUACUGCCUGAAUGUUCCGCACAUUUUCCUGUUGUUGUCAAAACAUCUGACCCAAACAAACUCCUGCUGUGUUCCUCAUGUUUAAAAUGCAAACGUUUUUCAAACAUCCUGACCCAAUUUUCCAGACGUGUCCCGGAGUUCAGUCUCCCAACUGGGAUGGGUUAUCAAAUUGAGGUUUAAAUACAUAUAGGUGGCUAGCUUUUUCAGAGUGCUAGUUAGCUAACUACUGUUAGCUUACUCUUUCUCCAAUGCUAAAUAUUUUCUUAUAAAAUAAAUCAAAAAUAAAUAACAAUUAAGGGAAGGAAGAAUAUUACAUUUUGUCCAAAUGUAUAAAGGGAAUUGAGGCUGAAUUGACUUAAGCUGUAACAGUACAUUUAUGUGACUGGUAUCAAUCUUCUCUUCUAAUAUUUUUUAGAAAGUGAAGCAGCAUCUUUCACAGAAUGUGGAGCUGUUUCUUAAAAUGUUUUGUGUUGCUUAGACAUCAGUUUAAAAUGUUGUGCUCUGGCUAUCAGGUGUACUAUGAACUGUGCUACAUGAACAAGGCUCAGAUGUAACCAUUCACCAGCAAUAACAUAGCAAUUUAAUAUGCAAUAUGCUAUUCAAUCAGUAUCAGGUCAUACUGUUUCAUCAGAGAUGCGGUUCUGAAAUUGGCUCCAGGGGCCUUAAACCUCUUGAAACGUAUAUGAAACAGAAAGUGGUGAAUUUUGUCAUAUUGUUACAUUAAUUAUGAAUCCUUAAAAAUAAACAUAUGUAUCCUGAUCAAAGUGCAGCUUUAAGAGUCCGUGUGUAAGAUUUAGGUGAUGGGAUCUAUUGGCAGUAAUUCUAGUGAUAUGUUCACUAUUGUGUUUCAUCUAAUUUGUACUACUUGAUGUUUUCUUUACCCUUGUAUGGGCCCUAUUAUAUUCAAAUACCCUAUGUUAACACACAAUUUGUUUUGAGUGUGUUGACAACUGAAGACUCCCACAGGUUUUCCUUCAUGUUUGCAACAGGAGGGUGAGGUGAGGAGUAUUCAGCUGCAACAUGCAACUUCACCUCUAGAUGUCACUAAAUUCUACACACUGAACCCUUUAACCUUGUAAACCUCAGUCACAGUAUCAGCAGGUCUUUGGCAUUAGAUAAUUUCAGAACCACAGCAGAGAAUAUCACAUUUUGAGUUCAACAAUAUAUAUUAAAUAUGAAAAUACAGACAUGUCAGCGUUAGGUGUGUGUUGUACUGUGUUGAGAUUCUCUUAGAGGAACUCUGUGUGCUCUUACCUCCGUGCAUGCACAGUCUGCUGCAUGACAAUAGGCACUGCAUUAACCAGUGUGAUGGUUUCUAUGAAUGUUAGAGGCUACAAAAUAGAGUUUCUGAGAGACCCAUUUCUGCACAAUAGGGCUCUGCAUGACAAUGACUACUGCUCAUCUGAAGUGGCGGGACAGAUAUGCUGGUUUCUUGAAUGUGUGGGCAACUGAAAAUAAUACUGUCAACCUUAUGUAGAAAUGAUGAAAGGUUCUCUAUUUUUAAAGCGUGCCUUUCUGAAUAUCAUCACUGUGAUGAACCUGCCUAACCUUGUAACUGUGUAUGUGUGUGCUGUUUACCCUUUUCAUUUAAAAGAGGUAUUUUUGAAGAUACCAGAAUAAAGUCAUUAUGGAAACGUUA
Molecule: messenger RNA, 5837 nt
Organism: Limanda limanda (common dab)
Lineage: Eukaryota; Metazoa; Chordata; Actinopteri; Pleuronectiformes; Pleuronectidae
Gene: phkb
Product: phosphorylase kinase, beta
Exons: 32
Coding region: 113-3370 (1085 amino acids)
Biological process (GO): glycogen metabolic process
Cellular component (GO): phosphorylase kinase complex
Molecular function (GO): calmodulin binding
Source: RefSeq, a predicted model, not a curated record